Messenger RNA from Purpureocillium lilacinum, 1371 nucleotides. RefSeq lists its product as uncharacterized. Lineage: Eukaryota; Fungi; Ascomycota; Sordariomycetes; Hypocreales; Ophiocordycipitaceae. The record is from RefSeq and is a predicted model, not a curated record.
AUGGGUGAACAGAUCCCCGUGAGGACCAAGCCGCAGGAUGAGGGCGGGGCGAGGAGCCCGUUCGGAGGUGCCCUGAAGAAGGACUUCCCCAUCGACCCGGAGUGGCACAACCUCAACCACGGCUCCUUCGGCACCCUCCCCAAGGCCGUGCUCGCCCGCCUCCGGCACUACCAGGACGCAGCCGAGGCGCGCCCCGACAGCUUCAUCCGGUACGACUACCCGAAGCUGCUCGACGAGUCGCGCGUGGCCGUCGCCGCGCUCGUCAACGCCCCCGUCGAGACCGUCGUGUUCGUGUCCAACGCCACCGAGGGCGUCAACACCGUCAUCAAGAACCUCGCGUGGAACGACGACGCCAAGGACGUCAUCUUGACCUUUUCCACCGCGUACGAGGCCUGCGCCAAGGUGGCGGACUACAUUGUCGACUCGACGGGCGGCAAGGUCGAGCACCGCGAGAUUACCAUCGACUACCCGCUUGAGGAUGAGGAGAUUCUUCAGGCGUUCCGCGAGGCGGUUAAAGCUGUUGAGAAGGAUGGCAAGAGGGCGCGCGUCUGCAUCUUUGACGUCGUCUCGUCGCGCCCGGGCGUGGCGUUUCCAUACAUUGACAUGAUCAAGGUUUGCAAGGAGCUGGGCGUCAUCAGCAUGGUGGACGGGGCGCAGGGCAUCGGCAUGGUUCCGCUUGAUUUGACUAACGCUGAUCCCGACUUCUUCGUCUCCAACUGCCACAAGUGGCUGCACGUCCCCCGCGGGUGCGCCAUCUUCUACGUGCCUGUCCGGAACCAGCACCUCAUCCCCACGACCCUCGCCACCAGCCACGGCUACAUCCCCAAGUCCAUCGCUCGCGGGUCCCCGCUGCCUCCCAGCGCCAAGGGGCAGUUUGUCAACAACUUUGAGUUUGUGGGCACCAAAGACAACGGACCCUAUCUGUGUGUCAAGGACGGCAUCGCGUGGCGGCGGGAUGUGCUCGGCGGCGAGGACAAGAUUCUUGCUUACCUUUGGGACCUCAACAAGAAGGGCAUCAAGUACGUUGCUGAUGUCCUGGGGACAGAGAUCCUGGAAAACAGCAAGGGAACAAUGACAAACUGCUCCAUGGCCAACGUUGCUCUGCCGAUCUGGAUCGGCGAAAAGGGCCGGGGCGCCAAGGAGAGCGAUGCCGUCGUAGCGACUCAAGAUCAGGGAACGGCGUUCCAGUGGAUGUCGCGCACCAUGGUGGACGACUACAAGACCUUCAUGUCUCUAUUCGUGCUCGGCAACCGAUAUUGGAUCCGCAUCAGCGCAUCGGUGUAUUUGGAUAUGGCGGACUAUGAAGUCGCGGGCAAGGUGUUGAAGGAGCUGUCGGCGAGGGUGGCCAAGAAAGAGUAUUUGUCGACAUAG